Molecule: messenger RNA, 2692 nt
Organism: Anopheles coustani
Lineage: Eukaryota; Metazoa; Arthropoda; Insecta; Diptera; Culicidae
Gene: DUBAI
Product: ubiquitin carboxyl-terminal hydrolase 35
Exons: 4
Coding region: 176-2284 (702 amino acids)
Biological process (GO): protein deubiquitination; ubiquitin-dependent protein catabolic process
Cellular component (GO): nucleus; cytosol
Molecular function (GO): cysteine-type deubiquitinase activity; cysteine-type endopeptidase activity
Source: RefSeq, a predicted model, not a curated record
UUUGUCAGAAUACACAACAGUGAAUUGUAAUAAGCAUACAAAGACGAAGGUCGCGAAAGAGGAUAAAUUGAUUAGUUUUGUUUGGCUGUAAAAGGGAGCGGAUUUCAUCACCGAUUUCCCGAAACCCACCUUGUGACCGUAAUCCUGCUGUUCUAAGGAAAAGUAAAACAAUCGGAUGGCGAUCAAUCAAAACACCACCGAAUCGUCGUUUCAAAGUAGUGGCAAUGGAGGAAGUGAAUCAGCGUCCAAACUGCGAAAACUACUGGAGGGGCUGCUGAGCGUAGAAAAUUCGGACGGUUUGACCGAGGCAGAGUAUCGUCAGAUAUGCGAGUAUAUCUGUUCCCUACUGCUGGCCGAUCAGAUCGACAAGAGUGCGAUGCCAAACAUACGCAACAUGCAAUCGCUUGCGGAAAUCAUCACGAAGCAGUUCCAGCAACUGGUCGAGAUAAACGCCUAUCGCGAUCUGGUGCAGCAUUGCCUGGAGAAGCUGUACACCGACGAUGCAUUUGCAGAGAAAAAGAUCCCCUCCCCGUAUGUCACAAUCAUGCUGGCCCUAAUGGAACCGAAGCAGGGCGUCGCAUGGAUUCUGUCCAAAAACCUGAUCGAUGAAGCUAUCGUUAAAAUUCUUACCGUUUUCAUCGACUGGCUGUGUAUGAUCAAUUUUGCGCCAAAUCUCAAUGUUUGGAUUAUGCUACUGAUCGAAGGACUUCGGGCCAAAGGAAAAACUAACUGUAUUUCGAAAGUUAGAAAGGAUAGACUGAAACAAUGUAUGGAUCGCAUGCAUCUUCCCCAUUUUCAAAAACAAGUCGGCCCAGUUAUUACGUGUUUGGAAGCUGGAGAGUUACGAUCGGAUAUUGGUCGGCUGAGCUACGCCUACUCAGAACCGUUCGACAAUGUUGUAAUUGGUGACAAUAGUUUGACCCGUUCAAAUGCACGGGUUGGAUUGGUCAAUUUGGGUAACACAUGCUAUAUGAACAGCGUGGUGCAAGCGUUGGCCAUGACUAAGCAGUUUUGCACGGAAGUGUUGCUCAAGCAGAUCGAUGCACCGCCUUUUUCCGAGGUGCAACAGCUACUAGCUCUUCUGAUUCAUUCGCGACGACCAGAACUGACGCCGCGAGCAGUGCUUGCUUCAACCAGGCCACCAGGCUUCGCACCGGGGUAUCAGCAGGAUUCAUCCGAGUUUCUCAGCUAUCUUCUUGAUCGGUUGCACGAGCAGGAGAAAAAGCUGCUCCAUCAAGCGAGUAUCCAUCAGCAGCACCAAGAUACCGGUUUGCCACUAGUUGCUAGCACCCACAGUGGCGGCGCCAGUAAUCAGCCUAAAACUCUCGUUCAGAAAACCUUCGAAGGGCAGCUUUCGGUAGGAUGCUUGUGUGCAGUUUGCAACAGUACGAACCAUACGAUCGAAACUUUCCGAUCGCUGGAUCUGUCCUUUCCCGAUGACAACGAGCUGGGAGUGUCAGCAGACGGUACACAUUCUGUCCAGAAACUGCUCGAUUAUUUCUGCUCCUCGGAGAAACUUACCGGCGAGAAUCAGUACUUCUGUGAUCGCUGUCAGCAGUUGCGUGAUUGUGAUCGCUCCGUAACGGUCACCGUGCCGCCACAAAACUUGAUACUUACCAUCAAACAUUUCCGUUACGACCAGAGUCGCAAUCUGCGUGCAAAACUGAUGAACAAAAUACUGCACAAUGAAAACAUUUCGCUCGCCGUAACGGACGCAGAUGGGCACCGUCGGCAGUUGCACUACCGAAACUAUGCGGUAGUCGUUCACUACGGUACGAACAUGGACUCCGGACACUACUACACUUACGCACAGGACGGUUCGGGAUCGUGGUUUAAAUUUAACGACAACUACGUUACCGAAUGUUCGACCAGCGAUCUACAGAACAUCCCGAGCCCGAACACACCGUACAUUCUUUUCUAUCAGCUCGUCAUGGAUAACGUUGUGGGUUCGCCGACCGGGGGGACAACAAUUUCCGCGGCAGCAAACAAUCCCAGCUCCAUAAGUUCCGCGUCGGUCUACGGUGCGCCGAGUGGCGGUGGUGUAUACGAAAACUUUCCAGCUCUAAACGAGCUGCCCAGUCGGUUGCAGGAAUUCGUACGCGAUGAUAAUCUACUGUAUCACCGAGAGGUUCAAGAGCAGCGCGACAAAAAAGCCUCCAAGAUGCCUUUCCUUUCCUUGGGAGGUUCCGGAGGGAAUCGCCGCCAGUCGGAUGACUACGACGAUCCGCCACCAAGUUCCUGCAACAGCAAGUGGAUUACACCGUCAAACAAUUUCAUCUUUUAAACCACGGCCCAUGUCGACUAGGUUCGCUUUCCAGUGCGGAUAGGCUUUUUCCGUUUUCAUUUCCCUUCCAUCAUCCCCUAUUUUACGACAAAAACCAGGGAUAAACAUUAUAAGUUGUUGAAAUUAUUUAAAAAAAAAGGUGAGAAAUGAUAUAUAAAUCUUUUUUCGAUGAGUUUUAUUGCAAUCGUAUCGUAGCAGAAUACCCGUUAGAUUGCUGUACCGAAAUUAGAAAAUUCGUUGAAUUCAGUGGUUUCAUUUUCAUUCAUUCUUUUCCAAUAGAUUGAAAAAUUCUGCUUAUCGCACAAUUUUUCCUAAUGAAAGAGUUUUUGUUACUUUUGAUUGCUCGGUAGGAAAGAAUCAUAUCCUUCUCAAUGUGUAUUUUUAAUAAACUAAAUUUGUUAAACAAGC